GCGGAGGAUCGCUCGAAAUUUCAGUAUAUCGGUCACGUGGUUGCGGUGUAGAGUCGUACCUUCGGGCUUGCCUUCGACCGCGACCACUGGCAACUCCUCGCCACUGACUUUACCUACAUACCUAUCCUUCUAGUCAUAGUCAUUCCUGUCACGCUGCAGACACAAUGGCCUCUGCAAGAUCUGGCGACGUUGGCUUAUCCGAGCCACCAGCAAAGCGAGCCCGAGUCGAUACGGGCGAUUCGACGCCGAACGGUACGACCAUCCAACACGUUCCGGACGCAGAGAGUAUGUAUGGGGCUAUCUCAGACGACGACGAAGAGGAAGAGGAAACGGUCAGAAGGAGACGGAAGGCUGCUAUGCCUUCUCAGUCGUCUGACAUGUACCUCGAUACUAUCAACAGAGCUGUCUUGGAUUUUGACUUCGAGAAAGUUUGCUCUGUGUCGCUUUCGAAUAUCAACAUAUACGGCUGCCUCGUGUGCGGCAAGUACUUCCAAGGACGAGGACGAAACUCUUAUGCUUUCGCACAUGCGAUACAUGACGACCACCAUGUCUUCAUCAACCUUGAAACAACCAAGGUCUAUGUCUUACCAGACGGAUACCCAGUGUCCGACCCGUCGCUAGAAGAUAUCGCCUUUGUACUCGCACCUUCGUUCACACCAGCGACUGUGCGUCGGUUGUCAUCACCGUCGCACAUCCAGAAGCCAUCCUACGACCUGUCCUCAAACCCAUACAUACCGGGAUACAUUGGUCUCAACAACAUCAAGCGUAACGAUUACAUGAACGUUAUUAUCCACGCCUUGCUCCACGUAUCUCCGCUUCGCGACUACUUGCUGCUCUCGAACUUCCGUGGUAAAGAGCCAGAAAUGCUGAAACGUUUUGCGGGCUUGGCGAAAAAGAUCUGGAAUCCUCGCUUGUUCAAGAGCCAAGUCAGCCCGCACGAGUUCUUGCAAGAAGUCGGCAGAGCGAGUGCGGGUAAGUUUAGGCUUGAGAAGCAGGGGGAUCCAAUCGAGUUCCUUGGUUGGCUGCUGAACCAUCUCCACAAAGACAUGGGUGGGACGAAGAAGAAGAGAUCCAGCAUCAUCUUUUCCGCGUUUCAGGGCCAGGUACGUAUGGAAACACAACAGGUCGUGGUGCGCCCCGAUCUCGGGGACAAUGAGAAGCCCAGAUUUGACAUCGACCGAGAGAUCAAAUCGGCUGUAUCCCCGUUUUUGUUUUUGGCUGUCGAUUUACCGCCACCGCCACUAUUCCAAGAUGCGGUCGAGAAGAACAUCAUUCCGCAAGUCGGCAUUCACUCAGUCCUGGCAAAGUAUGACGGUCGCACUACGCAGGAAUCCGCAGGUCAACUGCGGCGUUUCAAGUGUCAAGAGCUACCGCCAUACAUCAUCCUCCAUUUCAAGCGCUUCACCAAGAACGUCUUCGUUGAAGAGAAAAACCCUACAAUCGUGAACUUCCCUCUCCGCGGACUCGAUUUCCGAGAAUACUUGGAUGCGCCUCCAUCUCAUCCAUCUACUCUGUACGACCUCAUAGCAAAUGUCACUCACGAGUCGGCUGCUGGCACAACUCAUGACAAGGAGAGCACUGUGUGGAAAGUCCAUCUGCGAGCCGGUGCUGGAGGCGGCGACAAUGAGAAAUGGUUCUUGAUUCAAGACCUGAUUGUUGAAGAAAUCCGGAAGGAGAUGAUCUUCCUCGGCGAGACAGUGCUACAGAUCUGGGAGCGAAGAUCCGGCGCCCACUCGUCGCCCAAUGUCGAACGCGGUGAAACCGGGGCUAAGAUGGACGUUGACAGGCAAUAGAGGAUAGCAAGGAGGCGCUGUGAUGACGCGUCGAUCGCAUACUUUAUAUCCUGACACCAGCGCUGGAUCGGACAGCGUCUCGUCCUUGUUGUUUUGUUUCGCUCCGU
Messenger RNA from Rhodofomes roseus, 1900 nucleotides. Its product is annotated as cysteine proteinase. The transcript is spliced from 8 exons. Gene Ontology annotation, biological process: mRNA processing; protein deubiquitination; spliceosomal complex assembly. Bases 165 to 1793 code for a protein of 542 amino acids. NCBI's taxonomy places the organism in Eukaryota, Fungi, Basidiomycota, Agaricomycetes, Polyporales, Fomitopsidaceae. The record is from RefSeq and is a predicted model, not a curated record. Gene Ontology annotation, molecular function: zinc ion binding; cysteine-type deubiquitinase activity.